Molecule: messenger RNA, 4513 nt
Organism: Oncorhynchus kisutch (coho salmon)
Lineage: Eukaryota; Metazoa; Chordata; Actinopteri; Salmoniformes; Salmonidae
Product: carbohydrate sulfotransferase 8
Exons: 5
Coding region: 707-2041 (444 amino acids)
Biological process (GO): proteoglycan biosynthetic process; carbohydrate biosynthetic process
Cellular component (GO): membrane
Molecular function (GO): sulfotransferase activity
Source: RefSeq, a predicted model, not a curated record
UUACAGUAUAGCCGUUUCGCGCUAUGCUAGACAGAUACAAUUGGAUUCUAUACGGUGAAUCCAUGGCAUUUGCGGCAUCGACUCGUGUUCAGGUAAGCAGGAAACAACCGCUCCCAGUUACUGAGCUAAUACUAUAAUAAGGGCGCGCAAUGGUUCGGUGACUAUGCUACUGUCGUCAUGUUCAUAUUUUGUCUCACUUCAAAUCCAAAAGAUGAAAUGUAGUUUAUUCAUCAGUUUUUCAACGUAUCACCAGACAUUACUGUUAUUGUAGCGGUUGCCUGGAGGAAAGAAGAGGUACCUCUCCUUGGAGACUUCCCGGGAUGCAAAACUCAAGCGCAAGACACAAGAGUGGAGUGCAAUACUGCUGCUGUCUGAUUGGCGAACCGUCCAUCGCUUCAUCUUUUCACGUUAGUUCUACCCGACGAAGCUCUAACCAGGUCUAUUGCAACCAGGACUUGACCACGAGACAUGUAACUUGUAGAGACAGUAGGCUAAUAUUUGUCUCGGGUUUGUUUAGUCGGAAAAGCCUAUUAUUUAAGAAAUAGGCGGACGCCCUUUCGGUGGUGCUGAAGAUAGGAGGACUUGGCUGAUCUACGAGUGAGGAGAAUCAGUACACGAACCCACACUUAUCUGCCCGGUCUUGCCAGCUUUAUGAUAUCAGGUGCUUUCGCUAAGGCAGCAGUCUGAGCUGAGGCAGGAUAGCAGGAUGCUGUGGGUGGAGUGUAGGAUAGUGGACGCCCUGCGUGGGAGAAGACGGAUGAGGGCCACGGCCGUCAAGCUGCCCUGCUCCUUCUGGUUCCUCCUGCUGUUCGGGGCCGGAGGCCUUGUCCUCUUCAUACACCUCCAGGACCUCUCAGAGAUGGUCCAGCAACAGGCUCCAGGUGUGAAGCUAAGAGGAACAGCUCGGCAGUCCAGAGAGGCGCUGUGUACUCAGGACAGUGAGGGUGUAAGAGUCAGCCCAGGCCAGGACCAGAGACCGGCUGUGGAAGGCCUAACCAGCCCCAUCCCCCCCAUGCAGUUCCCUGCCUUCCAGUGGACCAGACAUUCAGCCACCCCUGGCUCUAGGGAACAGGACAUGGGCUCCCUGCACGUCACCAAGCGCCACAGGAAACUACUGAAAACCAGCCCUGUGGUCUCUAACAACUCACACAACUCCUCCUCAUCCUCCUCUGGUUCCCCGGACUCUCCUGAGGAGAGCUGGCAGUGGCACAGACUGUCCCACAUCCAGGAAGCUCGGCGGAGGCUGAUGAAGGAGGUCUGUGCCAAGUACAAGAGCAGCAUCUCCAGAACCAUCACACCUCACCACGUGUCCCGGAUCUAUGUGGAGGACAAGUACAAGCUGUUGUACUGCGAGGUGCCCAAGGCGGGCUGCUCCAACUGGAAGAGGAUCCUCAUGGUGCUAUCUGGCCUGGCGUCGUCCACCCACGAGAUCAAACACGACGCUGUCCACUACGGCAACCACCUCAAGAGGCUGGACAGCUUCGACCGCCAGGGCAUCACGCAGCGCCUGGAGACCUACACCAAAGUCCUGUUUGUCCGCGAACCCCUGGAGAGGCUGGUGUCCGCCUUCAGGGACAAGUUUGAGAACCCCAACACCUACUAUCAUCCUGUAUUCGGGAAGCCCAUCAUCUCCAAGUACAGGGUGAACGCCUCCAAGGUGGCCCUCAGGACAGGCAGUGGAGUGACCUUCCAGGAGUUCAUGCAGUAUCUGUUGGAUGUGCACAGGCCUGUGGGCAUGGACAUUCACUGGGAGCCUACCAGCCAGCUCUGCAGCCCCUGUCUGCUGGACUACAACUUCAUCGGCAAGUUUGAGACCAUGGAGGAGGAGGCUAAUUUCUUACUACGUAGAACUGGUGCUCCACAUAACCUCACCUUCCCCAGUUUUAAAGACAGGAACCCCAAGGCUGAGAGGACUUCAACUCAUUUAACCCAUCGCUACUUUGCACAGCUCAGCACUUCAGAGAGACAGAGAGCUUAUGACUUUUAUUACAUGGACUACCUUAUGUUUAACUAUUCCAAACCUUUUAAAGAUUUGUAUUGAUUGACUCUCUGAUCUCUGUUUGAGUCCGCAAAUCUCCCCUGGCUUUAAGUGGAGGAGCGCACCAUAAAAAUGACUUCCUUUUACAAGUAUUACUAGAAGAUCAUCACAUGAAAACAAUGUCUUGGUCAGGCAUGUCAAUGUGGUCCUGUACUAUAUACCGGUGACUAACUGCAAAACAUCAAACUCACAAACAAUGUAUCACUGCACAGUCAGUGACGUGAAAAGACAGUUCAAUGCUUUAAAAUGUGUUACGUAAAGAGGUACCUACCUAUCAUUUUUUGCACUUAGUGUAGCAAAUUCUUUCAAAUUCUCCAAAAAACGUAUUGACUACUGCUGGAGAGUGUGUCUGGACGGUCUUAUAGGGGAGCAUCCCCCUUAAGUAUCGCUAAGUACUACUUUACCACACCAUCCCACUACCCUUUAGAAUACAUAUCCUCAUCACUGUCAUCAAGGCUUUUUCUGACACUAAUAUUUAAAAACUGUACAAAGGGCAUUCAGAUAACUAUAUAUAUUUUUCUAUGUAUUUCUGAUAUAACUGAUUGAUAUUUCAGUAAUUAUAUGGUGAGUGUGUGUAGAGAAUAUCUGGCUAUAUUUAGGCCUCUUGGGUCCCCCUGUACAUCAGACCCUGUAGAACACGUGUCACACUCAUUCCAUGGAGGGCCAAGUGUCUGCAGGUUUUUGCUCCUCCCUUGUUUCUUGACUGAUCAAUGAAGGUCAUUGAUUAGUUAGGAACUCCCCUCACCUGGUUGUCUAGGUCUUAGUUCAACACAAAUAAAAAGGAAAUAACAAAAACCAGUGUACAGUCGACCCUCCAUGGAAUGAGUGUGACACCCCUGUUGUAAAACAUGCUGGUUAACACAUGGAAACGUAGAAAUUCCACUCCAAUCUUUCCCUAAUUACCCAAUAAGCCCCUGCAGUGAAAUAUCACUGCAGUGUUAGAGAGAGCAGAACACUGACACCAUCUCUUAUACUGACACUGACAAAGUCACAAGGCAGCUUAUCCUACCCAACUCUGCCUCUGUGUGUGUGUGUGUGUGUGUGUGUGUGUGUGUGUGUGUGUGUGUGUGUGUGUGUGUGUGUGUGUGUGUGUGUGUGUGUGUGUGUGUGUGUGUGUGUGUGUGUGUGUGUGUGUGUGUGUGUGUGUGUGUGUGUGUGUGUGUGUGUGUGUGUGUGUGUGUGUGUGUGUGUGUGUGAGACAGAGAGCGAGACAUGUGUGAGAGAGAACAACUGGAGCUGCUGCUCUGAUCUCUUUUCAUGGCUCUGAGGAGGAGUAAGCCCUGGCCCACAGCCCAGACACACUCAGACCUGCUACCGUAGGUCCCUCACAAGACACACAACUGUGAGGACAGCUUUACGAUGAGAUCUCUCAACAGGGUAACAACUUAUACAACCCAUAAUAACACAUCAUCUACUGUCCCACAAGCUGUACAGGUAAUGGGUUGUAGGAUCUGUGUGAGAAAGCUAGUGUUCAGAAGCCAGCAAUUGGAGCAGUAUUUCAAAAUAUCCUCUUUUACCUCCUAUGACCAACACUGAUUUAUAGCUCCACAGUAGAGUACCACAGCUAUUCUGAACAAUGGGAAGGCAGGGACUUCGGGCCAAUCAAACACAGUUUCCUGGAUAAGUCAGAAACAUGACUCUUCCCUGGCUGCUAGAACGCUGGGUUGGUUGGCUUUGUGAAAUCCGUCUGUAACAGAAAGAAACUCAAUUGCAUAUGCUGUUGUGUUGUGACGUGUAUACAGGUCAUGUUAUCAACUUGCCCCUGAAACGUGGUUGCUGUUUUUAACUGAAUGGGCCUCUAAUAAGUAAGUAGAAUGUUCCUCAUAUUCAAUUGUGUUCUACUCUGUAGCUCUAGUUAGAAUGAAUACCCCAGACAAGCCAGGGAGGGUGCCUAAAAGGAUACAGCACAGGGGGAGGUGCCUUUCUCUAUGUGACCAAUUACAAAGAAAUGCACAUUAUUUGAGUUAUAUAUAGACACUAUAUUGAGAUUUUAAUAUAUUUUUUAAGAAGAUACAGAAAGAGAUUACAUAUUUAUGAUGGCAAAUAUUAUAGGAUUAUGUCAAUGUAGUGUGUUGGCUUUUGCAGUUCCAAAAUCUAUAUGUUGUUUAGAUGGUGGUCUGAUUCUAUGUAGUUAGCUAGACUCCGGUCCAAAGCUAAAUAGCAUAAUAUAGGUGUUACUUUAACCUACAAAAUGCUCCCUCACUCACCAACCCUGUUCUAUGGGGUUUCUUGGAAAUGUAAGUAUGUGGGUCUAUGGGUACAACACAGAUAUAUCAAAACUAUUUACGGUAACAAGUGAAUGUAUAACUGUUUUAUCGUUGGUGCAAAAGUGUAUAAAUACCUGUACAUGGUCUGGAACCCUUUGCCUUAUUUUACACUGCCAAUCAAAAGGUGUAUUUCAGGAAGACAUUCUGCAGGUGGUUGGUUUCUGUCUGCUGAGUGUCUACUAAUAAACUGUCUUUAGCAUUUUCACAA